Gossypium arboreum is the source of this 1758-nucleotide messenger RNA. RefSeq names its product bZIP transcription factor 23-like. Gene Ontology annotation, molecular function: DNA-binding transcription factor activity. The record is from RefSeq and is a predicted model, not a curated record. Gene Ontology annotation, biological process: positive regulation of DNA-templated transcription. The transcript has 4 exons. NCBI's taxonomy places the organism in Eukaryota, Viridiplantae, Streptophyta, Magnoliopsida, Malvales, Malvaceae. The coding region runs from base 377 to 1594 and encodes 405 amino acids. Gene Ontology annotation, cellular component: nucleus.
UGGUGGGGUUCUGAUAUUUUUAUGUUUUCUUUCAAUUAUUUGGUACGUUAAAUUUGGAUUUAUUUUUUUCUUUUCCGAAUUAAAACGCUGAUGUUUUCGUUAAGCUCAGAUCUUCAACUUUGUGAUUGUUGAAAGACAUCAAAAUUUCUGAUUUUACCAUUACUUGAAGUUGAUCUUUGUAUUGCUCUUCUAUUUUCUUUUUUUUUUUUUUAAUAUGAAUAUGGAUAUGAAUAUGAAUAUGAUAUUUUGGGUUUUAUUGAAAAGUUUCCAAAUAUAGAAAAAGUAAGGAGCUUGAUUUUAUAUGGUAAUUUUCCAAAUAUUCAUCUAGAUACCAUUUUGUCGACACUAUUUUAUCCAGAUUUUAUUAGGGACUAACAUGAACUUCAAGAACUUUGGAAGUAACCAACCGCCGUCAGGUGAUGGCGGCGGUGGUAAUAAACCGCCUGGGAAUUAUCCGAUAAGUAGACAGCCAUCGGUCUAUUCUCUAACCUUUGAUGAGUUUCAAAGCACAAUGGGUGGAAUAGGCAAAGAUUUCGGGUCGAUGAACAUGGAUGAGCUGUUAAAGAACAUUUGGAGUGCUGAAGAAACUCAAACAAUGGCUUCUCCCGGUGUUGGCCUAGUGGGAAAUGGAGGGUUACAAAGGCAAGGGUCUUUGACUUUGCCCAGGACACUUAGCCACAAAACUGUUGAUGAAGUUUGGAGAGAGAUCUCAAAUGAGUUUUCUAUAGGGACUGAAGCCACUGAUAAUAUGCCACAAAGACAGCAAACCUUAAAGGAGAUUACUUUAGAGGAGUUUUUGGUCAGAGCCGGUGUGGUAAGAGAGGAUAACAUCCAAUUUUCUGGGAAGGACAAUAAUGUUAAUGGCGGCUUCUUUGGGGAAUUACCGCAAGCAGGGAGUAAUACCAGUGGGUUUGGGAUUGGGUUUCAACAAGGUGGAAGAGGUCCAAAUUUGAUGGGGAAUAGGCUACCUGAUGGUGGUAAUCAAAAUGGUAUUCAAGCUUCCGAUUUGCCUAUGAAUUUUAAUGGAGUUAGAUCCAAUCAGCACCACUUAACUCAGCUUCAGCAGCAACCAUUAUGUCCUAAGCAACCUGGUGUGGAAUAUGGAGCUCAGAUGGGUUUGCAAAGUGGUGGUCAGUUGGGGAGUCCUGGAAUUAGGUGUGGUCAGGGACUAUAUAAUGGCUUGAUCCAUGGUGGUGGGAUGAGUAUGGUUGGUUUAAGAUCACCUGCUAACCACCUUUCAUCAGAUGGGAUUGGGAAGAGUAGUGGAGAUAGUUCCUCAGUUUCACCCGUUCCUUAUGUGUUUAAUGGAAGUUUGAGGAGUAGGAAAAGCAGUGCUGUGGAAAAGGUUGCUGAGAGGAGGCAGAGAAGAAUGAUAAAGAACCGAGAAUCCGCUGCAAGAUCACGAGCUCGCAAGCAGGCUUAUACAACGGAGUUGGAAGCAGAAGUUGCUAAGCUGAAAGAGGAGAACCAAGAAUUGCAGAAGAAACAUGAUCACAUCAUAAAAAUACAGAAAAAUCAGGUGAUGGAGAUGAUGAAUGUGCAGCCAGGAGCUAAGAAACGAUGCUUGCGACGAACACGGACAGGUCCUUGGUGAAUCAAAAGGGUUACGUUAGUUGGUUUUUGUACAUAUUCGGAGAGUUGAUGAAUUAAUGUGGUCUUGGAUUAAAAAGACUUCUUUUUUCUUUUUUCUUUUUUUUCCGGUAGUAUAACAGUUUGCCAUGAAAAUGGAUAUGGAAACUUUACCUUCUUUUUUUACAA